AUGAAAUUGUUCAGUCUCCCGUACCUUGCCUACUCUCGAAUCAUCACUUCAAUGAAUCCGAUCGAAGUGAUUUCCCUCUCAUUUUGUUCGAAAAAGUCAAGAGAAAGAAUCAAACAGAUACAUUUUCAUAAUGGUUAUGCCGGAAUUUCAACAAACGCUAAAAAAUGCAAAACACCGGUGUUUCAAUUACAAAAUUUGCCAGGAGGUCGACAUUUGUCGAUACCAUUCCAAACUGCUCCACGUUCCUCUCGGUGUAAAGGAAGAAGAUUUGUGGGAAUUAUAGAUGGAGUCAAACACUAUUUCAGAUGCACUCAGGCUCCAACAGGAAGUAUUAUAUAUAGUAAUAUCCCAAAAAGUUACUUCAAAAUAGUCCGUUAUAUGUUGGAUUUAGUACGAGAAAGUUUGGCUUUUCUUGAGUUGGAUUUGAAUAUGAUCGAUGAUUUGAAAGGAUUCAUAACUGAACCAUGCAUGAAAUCAGUUUCCGGAUAUUUAAACAUGUUCAGAUUGAGUCUAAAGUUGAAGGACAAGUGUCUACAAGUUUGA
This is a messenger RNA of Caenorhabditis remanei, 543 nucleotides long. RefSeq lists its product as uncharacterized. The transcript is spliced from 2 exons. The record is from RefSeq and is a predicted model, not a curated record. The coding region runs from base 1 to 543 and encodes 180 amino acids. Lineage: Eukaryota; Metazoa; Nematoda; Chromadorea; Rhabditida; Rhabditidae. Gene Ontology annotation, molecular function: protein binding.